AUGGAGCGUUAUUUGAAAUUGGAGAAGAUAGGGGAGGGUACGUAUGGUGUUGUAUAUAAGGCGCAAGACCCGUCGGGUGUAUUGUACGCAUUAAAGAAGAUCCGUUUAGAAAAUGAGAUUGGUGGAAUUCCAUCGACAGCAAUUAGAGAAAUAGCUUUACUCAAGGAGCUGCAGCAUCACCCUAAUAUUGUGAGGUUGCAUGAUGUGUUGCACACAGACCGAAGGUUAUUUCUGGUCUUUGAAUAUCUAGACCGAGACUUGAAGAAGUUGUUGGAUGUUUGUGAUGAUGGUUUAGACCCGUUGACAACCAAGUCAUUCCUUUAUCAGUUACUUCGAGGUGUGACCCAUUGCCAUGACCAUCGGAUUCUGCAUCGGGAUUUGAAGCCUCAGAAUUUGUUAAUAAAUCGAGAAGGUGCUCUCAAAAUCGCAGAUUUUGGUUUAGCCAGAGCCUUUGGUAUUCCUGUUCGCGCUUUCACUCAUGAAGUCGUCACCCUGUGGUACCGACCACCUGAAGUCUUACUCGGUAGCAGGCAGUAUACCACCAGUUUGGAUAUCUGGAGCAUUGGAUGCAUUUUUGCCGAAAUGGCAUCCGGUCGACCACUCUUCCCGGGCACUUCCGACUCAGAUCAACUACAGAGAAUAUUCCUACUCCUAGGCAACCCCGACCCUCAUUCAUGGCCAGGACUCAAUGACCUGCCAUCCUGGAAGACUGUAAAAAACGAACUUCCUACUGGACCCAAACAAUCCGUCAGGUCUCUCCUCUCCAGGCUAGACUCCGCAGGCAUCGACCUACUACUCAAAAUGCUCGAAUAUGAUCCCGAAAAACGGAUAUCUGCUCGGGACGCAAUGAGGCAUCAUUACUUCAGCACUUAG
Messenger RNA from Gregarina niphandrodes, 873 nucleotides. RefSeq names its product cyclin-dependent serine/threonine protein kinase. Gene Ontology annotation, molecular function: ATP binding; cyclin-dependent protein serine/threonine kinase activity. Lineage: Eukaryota; Apicomplexa; Conoidasida; Eugregarinorida; Gregarinidae. The transcript is spliced from 3 exons. Gene Ontology annotation, biological process: protein phosphorylation. The record is from RefSeq and is a predicted model, not a curated record. Bases 1 to 873 code for a protein of 290 amino acids. Gene Ontology annotation, cellular component: nucleus; cytoplasm.